GGGUCAGUACCUGCUGCUGUGUGGUCAGGGCUGGGGAUUGGCAUCCACUGCCAUGUAGCCGGGGGUUGGCACUCGGGGUCCACAUUUGCUGCCACAUGACUGCGGAAGGGAAACCCAGGAAGGUCACAUCUCAGCCAGGAGAAGAUUCUCUGAAUUGCCCUCUGCCCCCCGGCUGGCAGAGCUACAUGUCUCCCCAGGGCCACAGAUACUAUGUGAACACCUUCACCAACGAAACCACGUGGGAGCGGCCGAGCAGCGUGCCUGGGACCCCCAGGAGCCCCGGGAGCCAGAAGAGUGCUGUGCCUGCAGCGAAUGGAUAUCACACCCCUGUGACGCCCAUGCAUCAAAUGGAGCCUGGUCAUAUGAGUCUCCGAAAACCCAGCGGGGACCCCCAGAGUCCGGGGUCCCCGCGCGUGCCCAGGAGGCUGGCCAGGGAGAGCUCGCGGACGAUAAACUGCGUGACUUUUCCCCACCCAGACACAAUGCAAGAACAGCAGUUGCUGAAACCCACUGAGUGGAGCUACUGUGAUUAUUUCUGGGCUGAUAAGAAGGAUCCGCAAGGGAACAACACAGUAUCGGGGUUUGAAAUUCUGCUCCAAAAGCAACUCAAGGGGAAACAAAUGCAAAAAGAAAUGGCAGAGUUUGUUCGAGAAAGGAUAAAGAUUGAGGAAGAAUAUGCCAAGAACUUGUCCAAACUGUCUCAGAACUCACUGGCUGCUCAAGAAGAAGGCACCCUAGGAGAGGCCUGGGCCCAGCUGAAGAAAAGUCUGGCGGAUGAGGCAGAGGUUCAUCUCAAAUUUUCCUCUAAGCUCCAGAGUGAGGUGGAGAAACCACUGCUCAACUUCAGAGAGAACUUUAAGAAAGACAUGAAGAAAUAUGACCAUCACAUCGCGGAUUUACGGAAGCAGCUGGCUAGUCGCUACACAGCAGUAGAAAAGGCCCGGAAAGCCCUGACAGAGAGGCAGAAGGAUCUGGAAAUGAAAACCCAGCAGUUGGAGAUAAAGCUCAGCAACAAGGCAGAAGAGGAGAUCAAGAAAGCGAGGCGGAAGUCCACUCAGGCUGGAGAUGACCUAAUGCGUUGUGUGGAUCUUUAUAAUCAAGCCCAAUCCAAGUGGUUUGAAGAAAUGGUGACCAGCACUCUGGAGCUGGAAAGGCUGGAGGUGGAGCGGGUGGAAAUGAUUCGGCAGCACCUUUGCCAGUACACACAGCUGCGGCACGAGACAGACAUGUUCAACCAAAGCACAAUAGAUCCUGUCGAUCAGUUACUUCAAAAAGUGGAGCCUGCCAAAGACAGGGAACUGUGGGUACAAGAACACAAAACUGGAGAUAUCAGACCUGUGGACAUGGAAAUAUAGACUGAUCUGAUUAGUGAUAUGUGAGGGGUUUGCUGGUUUAACCAGGCUAAUGGGUCCUGUAAAGGGUCAGAAGACAGACAGGACGGCGAAAGGGUUGCUCUGCUACCAGAUACCUUGUAUUUAUUGUCUGUAGGGAGUAUCUCUGUCACAUUUGAUCAUCACAUCAGUUCCCAUUGUGCUAUGCCUUAAGCUCCCAACAUUCCAGGGUUAAGAAGCCAGAUGUCUGUUCUUCCUGUCAGAAGUUUCCAGCUGCCAGGAGAAACCGAGGCCCUUGCUUCCUGGUACAGAGAGAGCUCUGUUCUUCAGUGACUGUGCACUACACCCAUUGCAUGACUCUCUUUGUGUAGAAUGUAAGAACAGCCAUGCAGCAAGCCUCUGCCAUGGAAGCAGACUAGUCACUUGACUAUGAUGCUGGAAGCAAGGAGCUCCUGAACAUGGAUCCCAGCACUGCCACUGCUCAGCUGGAUGGCCUUGGGCACAUCACAUAACUUUUCUGGUUCCUCCAUUUAUAAUAAGGGGCUCAUAAUACUUACCUACCUCACAGGGGUGUUGUGAGGGUACAUUGAUUUUGUAUAAUACUUUUUAGCACAACUACCUUGCUGCGGUAGUAUGUCUGAGUGCAGGGAGGGACGGGCUUUUCCCCAAAGCAGUAAACAAGGCAAAAGGCUAGGAGAAAACCCCACAGUGGAAAGACACCUGUUCAAGCCCUUCCUGUUUUAUAAUCCCACUCAGAGACAUAUAGACCCUGUAUCAUCUCCAUUUCUCUUUGAGGCUAACAGAAAGUAAGACUGAAAGGGACCUCUUGCACCAUCUAUUUACCAGGAAGAACUCGGUUGUGCUAUAGCUACCUCAUUAAUUGUCUGGUUGACUUAAGUGACAAAAAGAGGACGCCUACCGUGGAAUAAAUUUGAUCUUCAGGUCCAUUUCUGCCUAUAUAGUGUGAUGUCCUACAGUCUCUGCUUUCUGCAGGAUCUUCUAAUGCUCCCUUUGGGAGGUCAUUUCCCAACCAAAUGGAUCCAAGUUUAAAUUAGCCUUUGUUUAAUUUCCUUGAAAUAACUCCUAGCUUGUAGCCUUUUGGAUGCCCAUGCACUCUCUGUCUCUCCAUCUCUUUCUCGCUUUCGUUGGUGUCCCCCCCAACACACACAUCAGAUGUCUGCAGAUAGUUAGCAAGUCUAUUCUAUUCUAUUCUAUAUAGGUUUUUAUACUGCACUCAUCACUAGUAUCUGAGCUCUUUCCAGCAGUGCAUUAAGAAGUGCAGCUACACAUCUGUCACAUGUUGUUUGUUCUCUCAUCCUCCCCCAGAAGGAGAAACAUGCAGUGAAGUGUCUUGUUUUGGUAGUUAUUAAAAAAACCUUAUUUGUUAAAUAUCCCUGUCUCUACAUGUUUAUAUUAGCGAAGGCAAGGUCAAAGUAAUGUGCCUUGCACUUGGAGCUUGAAAGUGGUGAGGUUAUAAUAGUCAUUACUUCCUGGGGGAGUUCAUUCCACAGUCUUGGACUGGCCCCAGAGAAAAUUCUGUCUCCUGCACAAAUAAACUUGACUCUUUUGUUGAGUGUUCCACUGUGCCAAAAGAGCAUAGCUAACCAUGGGCUUCAUCUUGGAGCGUUAGAUGGUCUUUUAGGGCCCUGACCAUGCAGUGCUUUGAAGAUAAGGACCAAGACCUUGAACUUGAUUUGAAAUUCUAUGGGAAGGUCACAGUGUAGAGCAAGAGGACAGUUGCUAAGGGGAGACACUGCAGUGUUUUGCACUAGUUGGAGUUUCCAAACAGCUGAAGGUUUCAUGCCCAGGUGUAUCACAUUGUAGUCCAGCAGUGAUGAAGGCACAAAUAACUGAGGCCAGGUUUUCAUCUGCUAGGAUGGACAGAGAUUACUCACAGCUGUUGUGAUGAGAGAGGUCAACAUUAGCGAGGAAUCCAAGAGUACUACAGACUGAAUUGACCAGUUGUGGAUAUGAUCCUUCAGUCGAAGAAGACUUCAUCGGGACUGCAAAGUCUUCAAAAUAUUCUACUCUGCCAAACAGAUUUUCUAAGGCACCAAGGACAUGCAUAUCUAUCUGACGUUCAGUGUAGUUGAGGGUGCCCAGUACUGUUGAAAAUCAGGCCCUUAACCUGUCCUUAUAAUGUAGCCCCUUGUCCAAUGUUGUUGCUUUUCUCUGAAUUUGUUCCUGUUUCUCACUGUCAGAACUAGGGACCGAAUGCUCACCAAUGGCAUUUGAUAUUUAUAGCUCUUCGAUGUUAUACAGCUAUGUAAGUUUGACAUUAUCUUUGAAUUACAGUUUUUUUUGUCUCCAAUAUUAUUCCUGUUGUUAAACUUUGCAGUUGACCCCUUCUUGACAUUGCAUAGGACUGCAAGAUCCUUUUUUUAGAUUCAGCAGAAAUCUUGGUUAUGGCUCUUUUGGUCCUGCCACUUGAUUAACUGGAACAGGUUUGGAGAAGGGCUAUUAGGAUGAUCAGGGGAAUGGAAAGAUGAUUUUAGAGGAAGUUAAAAGAACUUGGCUUGUUUAGCCCAGCAAAUACCUUCACACUUUCUCCCACACCACCCAAUAUGUGCAGGAGCACCCUGUAAAAACCUGCAAUGCCUUUACACUGUCCUCCUUCAAAUGCCACUUACAGCUCUCCUCUGCCAUCAUGCCUACAAAGCUGGUGCUGGGACUGCAGCUUAGCACUCUGAUCAGAAUCAUCUCCCUGUUACCCUGAGUUGCUGGGCUUUCUGCUCCUUCCUCGCCUGCGAGAAAGGUGUCAACUCCUGAGAGGUGGGGGAGAGAAUUGCCUGCUUCCUGCAGCAGCUGUGAUUGGCUGCUCUUCCCCAGGAGGCAGACAAAUGGGGCCAGACAGUCAAUCAGAGAGGAGUUUUCCCUAGAUGGUGUUAAAAAUGUGUGCCCCUCAGCCACCUGUCUCACUAUUUAGAAAUGUAAUUUCCUGGGGCUACACCACUGCAUAUUCUGAGCACUGGCUAGACUAGAACCCAGUUCACCUGACUUGCCUUGCUGCUCUAAUGAGUCCAUCACAUUGUGAUGACCUGCCUUUCCAGCUGUUUCUCUGAUCACUUCCCAGCCUCAUCACUUAUUUGGUUUGAUUAUUAUUCCAUUGGUUUUCUGCUUUAGUGAUGUGUCCUUCUGUUAUCUUUACUGAGCACUUUAGAUGACAGGCACUGGAAAAGUCAAUAAAAUGUAGGGUAAUGUUUUCAAAAGUACAAUUUCCAAAGGUGACUCUAGCAUUAGGAACCUAAGUCUUACUGCAGGUAAAUUUGAAAAGUUUUGUCUGUUAGCAUAACAGUGGCUUUCUCCCAGUCCUCUGGUACUAUCCCAGUUUCUAAGAUUUAGUACAAAUUAAAAUGAAUAAUUUGGAGAACUCUUCAGCCAACUCUUUUAAAACUUUUGUGUGCAAAUUAUCAGUUUUGCAGAUUUUGUGUAACAUCUGUUUUAGUUACUGUUGAAACAGAAAGUGUUUCACCAUAAUUAUAUAAAUAAAUAACUACAUAAUCCAGCUUCAUUCCAAAUGCAAGACAUAAAUAUUUAUUGAACACUUCUGCUUUUUCUGCAUCAUUACUGACUAUUUUAGCACUCCAUCUAGUAAUGAAACCUACAUCCUGGACAUAAAUAAAUUUAAAUAAUUAUUCUAACCAUAUUGACCAUAGAUUUUUUUGGUAAUACCUUUAGCUUCUCCUAUCAGUUACCUGCAUUUCUUAAUUUUAAUUUAUUAUUAUCAAUUUCCCCUUUUUUAUUCAUCAAUUUUUUUGCUUGUUUCACAUCCCUUCUUAAGCUAGUGGACGGUUUUAUGGGUAUUUGUUUUUUGUUUGCUUUUUAACUGAACAGCCUUUUCUCAUGACUGAAGAAUUAUGGACUUUGGGACAUGUAGGAAAGCAUUCUUAAAUGAGUAACUAUUUUAAUGCAUACAUUUCUAUUUAAGUGUUUUAUUCCCAAUCAGUUUUGCUCAUAAUUAAUUUACCUUUCAGAAACUGGCCCGUUUUAAAUGCUAAGUAUAUAUACAUAUUACUAGUUGGGAUUGUAUUAUUUUUGCUCAUAAAUAUUUCAGGCAAAUCAUAACUAGCACUUUUUAUGUCAGUAAUAAAUUAAUCUUUGAGUCAGAAUGAGGCCUGCAAUACUUUUUUGUGUUAGAGAAUUGUCAUGUUUAAUUUAAAGAGAUUCCAAAGAAGUUUUACUGUUGGAGCUAGAAGAUCUCCAGUUUAUGAUUUGUGUAUUUGUUUCCACAUAAAGGACAAUUAGUGAGAAUUUCCCAGCAUUUCUCAGGAUGUUCUUUGUUACGUGCCUUGUUUUUCACCCCAGAGGUGGUAUACUGCUCUUUUAGCUAAAUCUGAAACAAAUGCAGGUAUUUUGAGCCACAUCCCUCAGCAGUGGGUCCGCAGCCUCUUGUAUCCAGCUGACUGUCAGUCUUGGCUUUUCAGUAGCCACUUUUCUCAGCUUGUUUGUCCUCUAGCUCUCCAAGGGUGGAAUAUUUAUUAGCAUUGUCUAGGCUGAAUGGCUUUGUAUGUUCCCCUUCAUUUCUCCCACAUUGUUCAAUCUCAUUCACAUCUACUCCCUCCAUGGCCUCAGACACUUCCUUUCCCCUCACAACUACAGCGUAAUCUAUCCAUUUUAACUUCUUGAUGUUUGUCUGAGUCCUUCCCAUUCUACCACAGGAUGCAAAACAGUUUGCAUGUCACACACACGUAGCCUUUUCUGUCUUCAUACACCAGCCUGCCAUAUAGUUUUGGGCAGCCAUUUAUUGAUGCAUCUUACUUAAAACAAACCAUCUUUUUAAGGCCUAUCUUUCUCACUCUUUGAAUUCCUUCUGGAACCAACCCAUUUGCCAUUUCCAGUUCCUUGCUAGGUGGAUGUGCUAAGCCCUGGCUUUAACAAAGAAGUCAGAUCUGCCUCUUCAAUGACUGACAAGCCCCCUGCUGGUCUCACAGAUGAAGAGCUACCAAACAAGGCUGCUGAAAGAUUCCCAACCUGCUCUAAAAGCUCUCAGCAUCAUAGCCAGCAUUUCUGUGCAGCCACUCAGCACUCAGGUUGCUGUAAGCCUGCAAGAAGCUCACCCGUAGGAACACUGGGUCAGUGACUGUGACAGCCUGAGAGCUCUGGAGGCUGCAUUUUUCAAGACAAGUGAGUUAUUCUAAAAAAGCCAUGAAGUCAUGGAACAAAAUCCUAUUAAAAUAGCUCCUUUCUCCUACCAGAGUAAUUUUCUCAUAUACAAGUUUGCCUGAGUGCACAUCUGUAGCAGCUUCCCUGGAACAGCUGUGACUUUGUUUGCAAUGAGCACUAGAAGCAAACCUUCUCCAUUGCAGUGUAUAAAAGAGGGAGAUGUUUGCUUGCUCACAGGGUUAUUGUCUCGUGUUUCACUUUGCUGUGCAGUUUCACACUGCUUUGUUGCUGCUUUCCAUUCACAUAUUUCCUACACAACAGUGUUACCAGUGUGCUCAGCUGUUCUCUGGCAGAAGGUUACAUUCCCAACACCUUAUUUUAAAAACAUAUCAGAUAUUUUCAAUGGGAAUUCUGACUAAAGCUUUUGGAGACGGUUAGGUCAAUGGAUUCAAACCAGCACUAGUAAUAACUGCUCAGACUGUCUGAGAAGGGUACUACCCAACCUCUGCAUUUCAGCAAGGUUUUAAAAAAUGGGUAAAUUUGACUCCUCGGUGCACAUAUAGAAUUACAUGACCUGCUCUCCAGAAGUGCUGAGCAUUCACAAGUCUCUUGGCAGUAAAUGGGAAGUAAUAGGCAAAGAGAAUCCUAAUUAAGGCUUCUAUUUAAAUAAAAAGUUGUGACCUUUCAAGUCACCAGCAGAUGUCUUGCCACCCCAAUACAAAACCACCAGUUCUGCUACUAAUUAUGAAUGAAAUUAUGGCCAAAACAAUGCUGGGAAGAAUUCAAACUGUACAAGACCCAUAAUGUACACAUAGAGACAUACCCUACUGUUGUUCCAGCUCCUUUUCACUAUGGCUUGUGAACUGGCCUGCCUGAUACUCAGUAAUACCGUGAUUCCCUGGUCACUUCUCAAGGGUUCCUCAGGGUACUGAUGUAUGGCAACACCCAAGUCAUGUCCAAAGAUUUCCCAGGUUCCUGGGAUUGCGGUGAUGUCCAGAAUCACACCAGGCCACCGCAUGACUCAGGGUCCCACAUACACUAACCCCACCCCAGGCAGCCUGCAAGACUUGGGAGCACAUGCAUUCUUUCUCUGACAUAAUGAGGACACUUUCUUUUUCAUUAGCAUGUCUUUUCUCUGGGGAUUUCUUCUCCACACCUGCUAUCUGUGCAAUGGUCAUUACCUCAUGUUUUAAAGUAGAUCUUAUCCAUAAAGGUACGUGAUUUCUGUUUCUGAAUGCUCAGCUCCUAAUUGUUAUUUUAGACACAUUUCCACCAGAGCUAUAUCUGUUUCCAAGCAUUUUGUUCUUCAGUUUAGAUUUUCAGAUGUCACUGUCAUGUUUAUAUUGCACUAAUGUUCAGAACAAGAUGUCAUGCUUCUUGGAUACAUUUCUAAAUGUGACUGAUGCUCAAACUAUGCUUCAAGCUCCAGUGGUUGGAAGUGCAAUUACUCCUUUUUGGGCUAUACACCAUAGACUCCACUAAUCCUUCCAAGUCUGUUCACCAAUGAGACCAACACUUGGCAUAGUUUGAUUUCUAAUUUUUAAUCCCAUGCACUCCACGAGGCAGAAUCCUUUUGUGCCUAUCUAAAGAUAUGAUUCUAACAUGCAUACAUUACUAAAGUCUUGUAAAGAUCUUUUAAAUAACAUUUCAGGUCAAUAGCAUAAGAAACAGAGAGAAAAUAUUUACUCAGAUUCAAAACAGAGAUGUGCAAAUUUAAAUUCCCUCAACUUAUAUUAAGUUGGACUAUUUUUAAAAUAUGGUAUGAAAGACAAACUCAGCAGGAAUGAAAGACAAACUCAGCAGGAAUGCAGAAAAAGCCUACCAGUUACUGUGUUCAGAUUCCCUGAGCUUCCAGGAAUACAAUUUGAGCAAAUUGGCUUCAUUUCUGCAGAUUUCUUAGGUAACUGAACAAUGGUUUGAACCUCAACUGCAAUUCCACAAAAAUACAAUUAGUAACUCCCCCAAAUUCUAAGUGCCUCUUUAAAUUGUACUUGCUAUAGUUACACAAGUAUAAAAAUGCAUAGACCCACCUCAUGAACUUCCACGGUUCAGGAGCAGCCAGUGUACAGACCUCGUCAGCUUUCUCAGUUCCCCUUUGUUGCUCCCAUACUGUCACUCAGUGCAGACCCAAACCCACUUGAUGUUACCUCCCUGAUUAUUAAUGCCAAGAAUAGACAUCAGAAAUGCUUGCCACUUAAAUUGAAAUUCUAGCCAUGCUAAAGAAAACACCCAUCCACUGCCCCUUCAUCUUGCACUAGCCUCUGCUUCCUUCUCCUCUGCUCUUUGGGAGAGAUCCUAUGACUUUCUAGUGCACAUUCAUUUCAGUGGAAGUUGAGGUCAUUCAGCAUUUCACAUGAUCAGGAGCUUUGUCACACGUGCCUUGGAAGGGUAGAGUCCUUCAUGCCACUCAGAGAGAAAUGAUCCUCUCCUAAAGGGCAUUCAGAACAACCUCCUAAGCUAAUCUUCCAACAAGGAGCCUUCCAUACAGGGGUGCCAUUAAAACAAGCAGCAAACAUCACAUAAUGAGUCUGAAUAAAGUCCACACUGGACCCAAGCAAAUGCUGUUUUCUGGUGAGGUCCCUGUAAAUGAGGACUCGACCCUCUGAGGCUGUCACUGUGGCAAAGUGACUCAGCAUGUGGGUGGGUUUACCGUGUGUAUUGGCUGAGGAUUGGGACUGGCGUUUGAAGAGUAUUUGUUGGGGUGCUCAGGUUUGCAAGAUGUCACUGUCUAGUCAUUUGGAUUUAGGAACGUUUGUCCUGAGACUUGCCGCUCCUUCAGAGUAAUGGGUACUAGGGCUGCGAUUUUUACAGCUGCGUUGGGGGUUUGCCCAAUUUCCAUUUGCUUGGUCAUACACAGGGAGAACAUCAUCUAAGAGCAAGAGUAUCAGUCUGUUCUGGACAGAGCAGGUGGCAAUAUCAGACAAAUGGAAUCUACUCUUUUUAAAAUUGCUGUCUUUGUUUCAACAGUCCAAAAGAAGGUGGGAAAUCCAGUGAGUAGUUUGGCAGACAGUCCAAGUGCAGUUGUUCAAAAGCAGAUCAGAUCCGUGGUGAGCCAUGUUCUAAAGCAGUUUUCUAAUCAAAUGAAGUUGCCUAUAUGGUCCUUUUGCUCAAUACUGUCCAAAUUUUUAAAGCAACAAUUGUCUUUUGCCAGUACUAAUGACCUCUUUUUUAAAUGUGUUUAAUCAAAAUUUUAUAUCUUUCCACAAAUAUUGUCUGAAUAGACCCUUAAAUAACUUAUGUAACAUAAGAUCUGUAUCUGAAUAACAAUAGUAAAUCUUUGAUCAGUGUGUAAAUUGUAAUGUGGUCAUUGUCUCAUAAAAACAUAUGAUGGAAUCAUUUUGGCUGAAGAAUUGAAUGCUCAAAAGGUUUAAGGAUCAGCUCCUUAGCUGGGUUAAUUGGCAUAGCUCCACUGAAGUUAAUAGGGCGGUGCUGAUUUACACCAGCUGUGGAUCUGGUUCUUAAGUGUUGAAAGCAUUUGCUAUACAUAAUUUUUCUGUCUUAUUGCAAAAAGUUUAACUGUAUUUUCCUGCAUUAUUCAUGAGUGUGUAUGCACCUCAGUGCUUCAUCUCAUCCUUUGUAAAAUAAAUUGUACAGAUACACGUCGGCUGACCAUGGUGUUAUAUUUACCGAAUUGUUGUUUUAAAUUAAAAGCAC
This is a messenger RNA of Mauremys mutica (yellowpond turtle), 10088 nucleotides long. It is a transcript of the gene GAS7, whose product is annotated as growth arrest specific 7. The transcript is spliced from 14 exons. The record is from RefSeq and is a predicted model, not a curated record. Gene Ontology annotation, molecular function: actin filament binding. NCBI's taxonomy places the organism in Eukaryota, Metazoa, Chordata, Testudines, Geoemydidae. Gene Ontology annotation, biological process: actin filament polymerization; neuron projection morphogenesis. Gene Ontology annotation, cellular component: plasma membrane; actin filament; cytoplasm. The coding region runs from base 96 to 1355 and encodes 419 amino acids.